Molecule: messenger RNA, 2525 nt
Organism: Malurus melanocephalus (red-backed fairy wren)
Lineage: Eukaryota; Metazoa; Chordata; Aves; Passeriformes; Maluridae
Gene: RECQL
Product: RecQ like helicase
Exons: 15
Coding region: 540-2525 (661 amino acids)
Biological process (GO): double-strand break repair via homologous recombination
Cellular component (GO): cytoplasm; chromosome
Molecular function (GO): nucleic acid binding; 3'-5' DNA helicase activity; four-way junction helicase activity
Source: RefSeq, a predicted model, not a curated record
UAAACGAUAAAGGAUAAACGAUAAACGGCGCGGGAGUGCGGCUGGCCCUGACCCGGGGGGUGGCUCCGGGAGGCGGCGGCCCGAGCCAAGGCUCCGCUCGCCGUACGGGAGGACGGGGCAGUGAGGCGUGGUGGCGUCCUGCUUCGUCUGCCCGGCCCUGGCAGCCUUUGUUCCUUCCUCUUAUCCAUCCUGCUCYGUCCUGCAUCCACCGAACAACUGCMUCCCCGYCUGCUCCCGGCAGCCUCCCGCCGUCCCUCCCCGUUCUGCCCUGCRCUCCCCGAGCAUACGCUUCUCUGCUUCUCCCGGCAGUUUCCUUCCCUUCCUCCAUCCCACCCCGCUCCAUSCUGCAUCUGCCGAGCAGGGGYUUCCCUGCUGCCCGUCGYAGCCUUCAUCCAUCCAUCCCUCAGUCCCACCCCGUCCUGCAGCCCCGCCGAGUAGGUGCUUCCCUGCCUGGAAAGCGCCGUGCCCGCGGCUGGCGUGUGGUGACACUCGCUGGGUUAAAUAMGAUCUCUUAAGGAUAAUAUUCUUAAUCUCCAAAGAUGACAGCUGUUGCAGUGCUAGAGGAAGCACUGGAGUCUGUUGAGAAUGAGCUUCAAGCAGUGGAGAUACAGAUACAGGAGCUUGUGGAUAAGCAGCAGGAACUCCUUCAAAAGAAGAUGAGAAUAAAGAACCUGAUAAAACAGUCCUCAGGAGACUUGGAGGCAGGUGCAAGUAAAGAUGGUGAAACCUCAGCUGAGGAAUGGAACAAAAAAGAUUUUCCAUGGUAUGAGAAGAUAAAGACUGCACUGCAGAGCAAAUUUAAACUCCAGAAGUUUAGAUCACUGCAACUUGAAACAGUAAAUGCUGCAAUGGCAGGAAAGGAUAUAUUUCUUGUCAUGCCUACAGGUGGUGGAAAGAGCCUUUGCUAUCAGUUACCAGCUGUCUGUUCUGAUGGUUUUACACUGGUGAUAUGUCCUUUGAUAUCUCUCAUGGAAGAUCAGCUCAUGGUUUUGGAACAGCUUGGCAUUUCUGCAGCUUUAUUAAAUGCCUCAAGCAGSAAGGAACAUGUUAAGUGGGUCCACACAGAAAUGUUGAACAGGAAUUCACAGCUGAAGCUCAUUUAUGUGACCCCAGAGAAGAUUGCAAAGAGCAAAAUGUUCAUGUCCAAACUGGAGAAGGCUUAUCAAUCUGGGUGCCUGGCUCGYAUUGCUGUGGAUGAGGUGCACUGCUGCAGUCAGUGGGGCCACGACUUCAGGCCUGACUACAAGUCUCUUGGUAUCUUGAAAAGACAGUUUCCCAAUACUCCCUUGAUUGGAUUGACAGCAACAGCAACCAAUCAUGUUUUAAAGGAUGCCCAGAACAUUUUGCAUGUUCAGAAGUGCAUUACCUUUACUGCUUCCUUCAACCGGCCCAACCUUUACUAUGAGGUUCGGCAUAAGCCUUCAAAUAAUGAAGAUUUCAUUGAGGACAUAGUUAAGACCAUUAAUGGAAGAUACAAAGGACUCUCAGGAAUUGUUUACUGUUUUUCUCAGAAGGAUUCCGAGCAAGUUACUGUGAGUUUGCAGAAACUGGGAAUCAAGGCAGGGACUUACCAUGCAAACAUGGAUGCUAAACAUAAAACCAAAGUUCAUAAAGGAUGGGCAACAAAUCAAAUCCAGGUUGUAGUGGCAACUGUUGCUUUUGGCAUGGGAAUUGAUAAACCUGAUGUGAGGUUUGUAAUUCAUCACUCUAUGAGCAAGUCCAUGGAAAACUACUACCAAGAGAGUGGACGUGCAGGUAGAGAUGACCAAAAAGCUGACUGCAUUUUGUAUUAUGGGUUUGGAGAUAUAUUCAGAAUCAGCUCAAUGGUAGUGAUGGAAAAUGUUGGCCAAGAGAAGUUGUAUGAUAUGGUAUCAUAUUGCCAAAAUAUGAACAAGUGUCGCCGGGUGCUCAUAGCCCAUCACUUUGAUGAAGUCUGGGAUUCAGCAAACUGCAACAAAAUGUGUGAUAACUGCUGUAGAGAGAAUGCAUGUGAGAAAAUGGAUGUAACAGGAUACUGCAGAGAUCUAAUCAAGAUCCUUGAGCAAGCUGAGAGCAUGAGUGAGAAACUCACCCCACUGAAAUUAAUUGAUGCCUGGUCUGGGAAAGGUGUGUCCAAAUUCAGGGUUCCUGCAGUUACUCCACCCAAGCACCCUCGAGAGGAACUGGAGAGAAUUAUUGCCCAUUUACUUCUGCAGCAGUAUCUGAAGGAGGAUUUCAGCUUCACAGCAUUUGCUACGAUAUCCUACCUGAAAGUGGGACCGAAAGCCYGGCUGCUGAAAAAUGAGGGGCAUGUCAUCACCAUAGAAGGAAUAACAAAUAGGAAAAAUGUUUCCAAGGUCAAAUCAUCUCAAUCUUCAAAUUCAAAAGGAAGUGGGGAAAAUGCCCAGACUGUAUCAAASACUGUCCAAAAUUCAGUGGUGAAGAAAUCACAGGAACAUAAACGGCCCAGCUGUAGUCCUAACUUAAAAGCAAAGAAGCCUAAGCUUCAGGCAGCUGGAAAUGAUCAACCAGUAGUUAUUGACUGA